This is a messenger RNA of Fusarium graminearum PH-1, 564 nucleotides long. RefSeq lists its product as uncharacterized. The coding region runs from base 1 to 564 and encodes 187 amino acids. Lineage: Eukaryota; Fungi; Ascomycota; Sordariomycetes; Hypocreales; Nectriaceae. The record is from RefSeq and is a predicted model, not a curated record. The transcript has 3 exons.
AUGAGGUCAACCAGUAUCAAGUCUUUGGCAGCUUGCCUCACCCUACCCUUCCCCUCCCACGGCUUCACUGUCAUAGUAGAUAAUGAAUCUUCCGUCGAAAACCUAGUCAAUGCCAUUUUCAGUGAUCCAGGUUUAACUGUCACAGAAUGGGAUAAGCUUACCGCAGCGGGAAGCUCAGGAUCCUUUACUGAUGGUCCUUUCGGUAUCGGAGCUGGUGGUAUCUUGACCACUGGAGGAAACGGUAAUAUCGAUAACGGAUUUCGGAACCAAGGACAGUUGGAUUAUAUCUGCGACGCCACAGAUACUCAGAAUGCCGCUGUCGUCUAUGGACGUGUCAAGGUUAACCCUGGGUACAAUGGAGUUCGACUUGAGUUCAUCUUUACUACCAAUGAACCCUUUAGGCAUUCGUCAAUUCCUGAUGAUGAGAAGGAGAAACUAACACAUGAAUCUACUGGCGGCCAUUCUGACACUGUUAGCAUCGUGAAUUCUUACAAAGGCAUGAACCAGCUUGCUGUAUUCGACGGACAGAGAAUAACCCACAAGCAUCCAUCACAGUCACUCUAA